This is a messenger RNA of Brugia pahangi, 474 nucleotides long. NCBI's taxonomy places the organism in Eukaryota, Metazoa, Nematoda, Chromadorea, Rhabditida, Onchocercidae. The record is from the annotation of a GenBank genome assembly.
AUGCUGCCGACAUUGUUACGAAUACCACCACUAACAAAAAUGGUGCAAUUACCGUUCCAUAUGGGUGCAUUUCUCAAAGCCGGAGAAUAUGAAUAUCAGGAUUCAGUGUGGGGAAGUGAGGUCGUUUAUGUCAAUUUUGUUUUACCCGAUGGAACGGUCAAGAAAGUUAGAGGCAAAGUUGGUGAUAAUGUUAUGUAUCUGGCACACAGGUAUAAAAUCGAUAUUGAAGGAGCAUGUGAGGCUUCGUGUGCUUGUUCUACUUGUCAUGUAUAUGUCGACGAGAAGUUUUAUCGGAAGUUACCUGAAGCAAAGGAAGCCGAGGAUGAUAUGCUGGAUAUGGCCCCCGCAUUGAAGCCUAAUUCUCGCCUUUCAUGUCAAAUUACUUUAACUAAAGAAUUAGAUAAUAUUAUAUUAACUUUGCCCCCAAUAACUAGGAAUUUCUAUGUUGACGGUCAUGUACCAACACCGCACUGA